UCGCGAUGUUCCAAAAUAUUAAAUUUGAGUAUCGAAUGGAGGGCAACAAAGUAAAAAGACUAUGUAUGGCAAUGAACUGUCAUGCAAGUGGCUUGCAAGAUUUUGACAAUUUAUACAGAUUUCCCAAAAAUCCAGAGCUCAAACAAAAGUGGCUUGAAAACCUGGGUCUUACUAGAGAUCGAAUGCUGUCGUCGUCUCGAUCCCUAAUAUGCCAACGACACUUCACUGCAGCUUGCCGAGGAAAGAAAAGGUUAUUUUCCUGGGCGGUGCCAACACUAAACUUGGGCACAGGAUCAACAAAAAAGCUACAUCAACCAAUAAAGCCGAAAGAUUUACUGCGAAAAUGUUGUGUUAAAAACUGCAAUUCAAAACCUCCAGAAAUAUUGCAUGCGUUUCCUAUGAAAACGGACACACGACGCAACUGGUUAAAGCUCUGCGGAUUGAGUGACAUGAGAAAAGGAUACUACAUAUGCCAGAGACACUUUUCAGCACGUUUCUUGCAUGGCAAUAAACUUUUGCCAGAUGCAUAUCCCGACUUAAGCAUUGAAGAUCCGAUUGAAAUGGAAGAGUAUAACUAUGAGAAUGAUGCCGACAAUGAACCUGAAAUUGACACCAAAUUCAGUAAUGCAGACGAUGAUUCAUUUGAUCAGCCAUGUGAAGGAAACUGCAUAAAUAGUGUAAAUACUGAUAACAAGUGUGCUGAAAUGCAGAAAGAAAUGGAUGCGAUGAGAAAAAGGAUAAAAUUGCUGGAGAAACUGCUUGACCAGAACAACGAUAGUGAGGAAGAGGAGUACAUAUGGAUGCUGCUCAAAUGA
This is a messenger RNA of Drosophila navojoa, 815 nucleotides long. RefSeq lists its product as uncharacterized. Lineage: Eukaryota; Metazoa; Arthropoda; Insecta; Diptera; Drosophilidae. Gene Ontology annotation, molecular function: sequence-specific DNA binding. The record is from RefSeq and is a predicted model, not a curated record.